Messenger RNA from Osmia bicornis bicornis, 3303 nucleotides. It is a transcript of the gene AGO3, whose product is annotated as piwi-like protein 1. The transcript has 12 exons. Gene Ontology annotation, molecular function: protein binding; piRNA binding. The record is from RefSeq and is a predicted model, not a curated record. Gene Ontology annotation, biological process: regulatory ncRNA-mediated gene silencing. Bases 262 to 3042 code for a protein of 926 amino acids. NCBI's taxonomy places the organism in Eukaryota, Metazoa, Arthropoda, Insecta, Hymenoptera, Megachilidae. Gene Ontology annotation, cellular component: P granule.
UGAAAUAAAUAUUUCUUUUGUUUGCCAGUGUAUAGAGAUAUUUUACCGGUUGGCUAUAAAUUUCUUUCUUCCUCUUUGCAUUAGGUGAUGUUAGCACAACUAAAAAACUAAAAGCGGCGGUAACUGUGUAAAGUGGUGUAAAGGGUGUAAAGUAAGAAAGCGUGUGAGACGUCGUAUCUAACUUCCAGUAUUAUAAAUUAGUUUUUGAUACAAUUAAGUACAAAUAUUUAAUCUCUUUAUAGUUUUUCUUAUAUAAAAGAAAUGGAGGGAAACAAAGAAAAGAUUGGUAAAGGAAGAGGGGCUCUCCUUUUAAAAUUAAUAAAGGAGAAGGACAAAGCUGAAAAGGAAAGUGCAGCACAAUCUACAUUAAGCACUUCUGGCAUACAUAGUCAAACACAAUCUACGUCAGCAACUAUUCCUACUGUGAUACCUAGCCAAACACAAUCUGCUGUUCCAUCCACUGUUGGAAGACAGAUGAUCUCAGCAAGUUCUUCUACAGUGGGCUGUGACAGAAGUAGUUUAUUAAAUGUAAUAAAAGGAAUGAGAUCUACAGAAGCACCAAGCUCUAAACCAGCUCCACCAAAUAUAGGCAGAGGAUCCUUAUUAAGCCGAAUUAGAACCACUGCGGUUGUUGAACAGCCUCAACAGUCAAAAGUUUCUGGACCACCUCCUACUGAUGAGGGUGUAAUAGGUAAAUUAUCUGACAUUAAAUUGCACGAGAGUACAAGUAGUUCUGAACCAUCAUAUCCAAAACCUCAACCGAUUUCUCGACAGGGAACAGGUGGAAAACCGAUACAACUAAGUGGCAACUAUAUAAAUCUCAAGUUAAAUCCAGAAAAAGGACUGUUUAACUACGAAGUUAAAUUUAAUCCCGACAUAGAUUCAAGACCACUUCGCCGAAAACUUCUUAAUCAACAUUUACAAGCGCUUGGACGAACAAAAGUGUUUGAUGGAGUUACACUGUAUUUACCUCAGAAGUUAAAACAGGAUACAACUACUUUUGAAUCUAUACAUCCGGUGGAUGGGUCGAAAGUAAUGUUAACAAUGAUAUACAAAAAAAAGCAAAGUAUGUCAGAAAACAUUUCAUUCUUCAAUGUUUUACUUGGCCGUGUUAUGCGAGCCCUUAGUUUAGUUCGCAUUGGCCAACAUAGCUUCAACCCAAAGGGAAUACAUUCUGUGCCACAACAUAAAUUAGAAGUCUGGCCCGGUUAUGUCACAGCCAUCAAUGAAUAUGAGGGUGGUUUAAAAUUAUGUAUAGAUGCACGUCAUCGUGUUAUGCGUACGGAAACAGUACGUGACAUGAUGAUUACACUUGGAAACAAACCAAAUUUUAAGGAUGCUAUUACAAGGGAAUUAAUUGGUCUGUCUGUCUUUACAAGAUACAAUAAUAAAACUUACCGUGUCGAUGAUAUAGCGUGGGAUAAGAACCCAACGUACACGUUUGAUAAGGGAGACAAUAAAAUAACAUUGAUAAAUUAUUAUAAAUAUCAUUGGAAUUUAGAAAUAAAGGAUACAAAGCAGCCGCUUUUGGUUCACAAUGGUAAAACUAAAUUACCUACGGGUGAAACACGAGAACAAUUGAUAUUGUUGGUUCCUGAAUUAUGUCAUACAGCAAGUUUGAGCGAUAGUAUUCGUUCAGAUUUUAGAGUAAUGAAAGAUCUUGAUGCGUUAACUAAAAUGACUCCUAAUGCUCGACGCGAUGUAUUUAGACAUUUUGUGCAAGAAAUACAAAAUAACGAUAUACCGCGGGAGAUUUUAGCUGAAUGGGGGUUGCAAUUAGAACCUGAUUUAGCAGAAUUUAAAGGUAGAGUUUUUGAACCCGAGACUAUUAAGUUCGGUAAAGACUGCAAGUAUUGGUCCGAUACGAAACCAGCGGAAUGGAGUUCUGCAGCGUGUAGAAAUCCUUUACUGAGGACUCUUAAUUUAAAUAGUUGGUUCGUCUUGCAUUGUCAAAGAGAUUCAAAAUGUGCACUGGAGUUUGUUCAAAUGUUGAAAAAUGUUACUAAAGUCAUGGGCAUAUGUGUUAGAGAACCACAACUAAUCUCUCUGAGAGAUGACAGAAUUGAAACGUUUUUACAAGCAUUGCGAAGUAACAUACGAGAACAUGUCAACUUGAUGGUUAUCGUACUUCCAAGUAAUCGAACCGAUAGGUAUUCUGCAAUAAAAAGAGUGUGCUGCGUCGAAAUGCCUGUACCUUCCCAAGUAAUAAUAUCCCGAACUAUUUCUCGGGCAGACAAAUUAAAAAGCAUAACAGAAAAAAUUGCGCUACAAAUUAAUUGUAAACUAGGUGGAGCACUUUGGGCAUUGGCCAUACCAAUGGAUAAUUGCAUGAUAUGUGGGAUAGAUGUGUAUCAUGCAGGCAUUGGCCAGUCAACAAAAGGUAGCGUUGCGGGUUUUGUAGCAAGUCUAGACAAAUUAUUAACAACUUGGCACAGUAAAAUUUGUCUACAAGGUCAACAUCAAGAAUUAAUAGAUAUGCUGCAAAUCUGCAUGAUUUCGGCACUAAAAGCUUACCACAAACAUAACCAACAUUAUCCAGAUCGCAUUAUUGUAUAUCGCGAUGGUGUUGGAGAUGGUCAAAUAGAAACAGUUUCCAAAUACGAAGUAAAACAAUUGUUGGCUAUAUUGAAAAAUAUAGAACCGAAUUACCAGCCAACGUUAACUGUUAUAAUAGUUCAAAAACGCAUUACUACGCGAUUAUUUGCAAAAUUGCCAGUGGGAUUGGAAAAUCCUCCACCAGGAACAGUCGUAGAUUCCUAUAUAACGAAACCUUAUCUCUACGAUUUUUAUUUGGUCUCUCAAAACAUACGCCAGGGUACAGUGUCACCGACACAUUAUAUCGUUGCUUACGACAAUAAAAAUAUGAAAGCAGAACAUCUACAACGAUUAACGUACAAGCUGUGCCACUUAUAUUACAAUUGGCCGGGUACCAUAAAAGUUCCUGCUCCAUGUCAGUAUGCACACAAAUUAGUAUCUCUUGUUGGACAAAACAUACAGUUGGAACCGCAUCAAUCGCUUUCUAAUAUACUCUAUUACUUGUAAGUUAUUUCAAUCUAUGACUGACUUAUCUUUCUAAAAUAUUGACUGUAUUUAGAUGUAAGUAUGUAUAGUUAUCUAUACCGACGUAAGAUUUUCAUAAUUCACUUUUUUAUAGUUUCGAAAAGUAUUAUAAGUAAAUAGACAAAGUUACAUUCUUUUUGUAAGAUGUAAGUGAAGCAAUUUUUAAGUUCAUACUACAUAAUUAUGUAUAAGUAAAUUUUUUGUUCUUUGAAAAAAAAAUAAAUACUUAUAUUUUUUCAUAAA